Molecule: messenger RNA, 1243 nt
Organism: Neodiprion virginianus
Lineage: Eukaryota; Metazoa; Arthropoda; Insecta; Hymenoptera; Diprionidae
Gene: Chmp1
Product: charged multivesicular body protein 1b
Exons: 3
Coding region: 302-904 (200 amino acids)
Biological process (GO): late endosome to vacuole transport; endosome transport via multivesicular body sorting pathway; protein transport
Cellular component (GO): ESCRT III complex; multivesicular body
Source: RefSeq, a predicted model, not a curated record
AAACUAGCAAUGAGUAAUUUCUUUGCGAAGUUCAUUGUGGUGACGUCAUUUUUCUCCCACUGACAUUUGGUCAAUUAUUAGAGGUUGUCAGCAGAGUAAAUAAUACGCAUAGGGUAAUAAAGUCUCCAUUAAGUUCUGGCGAAACUUUCUAAUCUCAACUAGCAGUCCUUCAUUUCUAUUUUGUUGUGCAUAAUCAGCUGGCAAUUUACAGCAGCUACAAGGGUCAACAUUCCAUCAUACAUACCAUUAUUCUUUGGAGGUUAUUUGUGAAUCAAUCACAACGGGGGCCGAACAAUCAGCUAUGUCCGUCUCUCAGAUGGAAAAGAAUUUAUUUAAUCUCAAGUUCGCAGUGAAGGAUUUGGAAAGAAAUUCUAAAAAAUGCGAAAAAGAAGAAAAGAUGGAGAAGGCCAAGGUCAAAAAGGCUAUUCAGAAAGGUAACAUGGAAGGAGCCCGAAUCCAUGCUGAAAAUGCCAUUAGACAAAAAAAUCAAGCCUUGAAUUAUCUUAGAAUGAGUGCUCGAGUUGACGCAGUCGCAAGCAGAGUACAAACUGCCCUGACAACAAGAAAAGUUACACAAUCAAUGGCUGGUGUAGUUAAGGCGAUGGACGCCGCUAUGAAGUCGAUGAAUCUUGAGAAAAUUUCAGGCCUAAUGGACAAAUUUGAGAGCCAGUUUGAAGAUCUGGAUGUUCAGAGCUCCUACAUGGAGAAUGCCAUGUCACAGACAACAACUACCAAUGUACCACAAAAUGACGUCGACUCUUUGAUGCAGCAAGUUGCCGACGAAGCGGGUCUUGAAUUGAACAUGGAACUACCUUCCGGACAGUUGGGUUCCAUUGGUACUUCGACAGCAGUGAGCCAAGAGCAAGAUGAGCUGACCCAACGACUCGCUCGGCUUCGAGAGUAACUAUCUGAUGUACAUAAAUUCCAAUUUUAAUGCUAUCCAACAAUAUUGAUAACUAUUGAGGCAAAUUGUUAUCAUCAAUCGGUUGCACCUAUUAGCUUGAGUAUGAUGCAGUCCAACUUUGCAUUGAAUGAUUCUCUCAAAAAAAAAAAAGCCGGUCGAAGAACGGAUCUUUGACGGCAAGCAAAUGAAAUUUUUCCUUUUGUACAUCAAAAAAUACUUGAAUCUGCAAAGAUGGCUUUAUGCAUACAUGAAACAAGAAAUGACUAUUUCAUACUGUUGUUUAUAAAUUUUUAUUAUGUUAUAUUUUAAUAAGCCACGUGAAUAUAUGACUACAGAGAA